UUGCUCUACUCCGAAUUCAAGAAUGGAAAAUGGAAUGUUGGUGGACAGGAAAAGAGAUGGAAAAGAGAUUUAGAUGGGCUCAAAGCCAACCUCAAAAUCUCUGGCAUAGACACUGAGAACUGGGAAGCCCUGGCCCUUGAGCGCUCCAGUUGGAGGUCAGCUGUGACCAGCAGUGCUGCAGCAUUUGAAGAUGCACGAAUGGAGGGUGAAAGAGAGAACUGUGCCAAGAGGAUGGUGUGUCAAGCCAACCCCGACCGAGACCGCCUUCCACCUGGAAACCAAUGCCCUCACUGCGGGAGAAGAUGCAGGUCAAGAAUGGGGCUCCACAGCCACCUAUGGAUCUACAAGAAUACUGAUGAUGGAAGACUAUCCUACUCGUCCAACGAGGGAUUGCCUAAGGUCUUCAUUAUGGAUGUGACAGUCGCGGAAUACAUUCGGAGAACGGUGCUGCGAAUCCCGCGUUCGGAAGCCAGAACAAUGUUGACCAAGUGGAAGUUUCUUUCUGACUCCCAGCUUCAGUCUUUAAACACGAAUCAGAAGAAGGAAAACAUAUCAAAAGAAGUUGUUGAACUCUGUCAGGAAAACCGUGCAACUAUCCAGCAUGCAGCAAAUCUUGACAUGAUAUACAGCUACACCUGUCGGAACAAAAUGAUGUGGGAUAUGUAUCAGAUGAUUAGAGAAGAAGGUGACGAAAAUGACUUUUUUGACUUGGAAAAUUUUAAAAAGAAAUUUGAAGAAAGCCUGGAGUCAUCCUUCAACAAUGUAACUAUCACUUUUGAAGAAUUUGAAGAUAAUGCAAUAUGGAUUCGAGUCGCAUGGGGAACACAGUACAGACAACCAAACCAGUACAAGCCAAGUUAUGUUGUUUACCACUCACAGACUCCUUAUGUCUUCAUCUGUAAAUCUAGAAAUAAGAGCUCUGUGCCUUUCCUUUUUCAGGCGUUGCUGGUUGCUGCCAAUUACAGUGAUAUCCAUGAAAUGGACCUCCAAAGCCGUUGCUUUGAUUCCCUUAAAGAUAUUGUACUUAAGCGAUGUGGCCAGAGCCUUCAAAUCCAUCAACCACAACCUCUCCAAGAAAAAGACAGCAAUCUGGAAAAUGUGGAUCCAAGGAUAAUUCAGGAAGAUCAACAUGAAAAGGAAAGAAUUCAAAGGAUUGAUCGAGAAACUUUUGGUGAUGGUCCUCAGCCAAAACUAGAAUUUGCACACUACCGGCUUAAGACAACAUUCAGAGGUGAUCUAAUAAAUGACACCUUACAUGAUAUCAAACCAUUUAGAUGUACGGUCAAGUUUUCCAGUCCUCAUCUUUUAGAAGCCUUACGGUCCCUUGCGCCGGCUGGAGUAGCAGACGCUCCACUCUCCGCGUUACUUACUUGCAUCACUCCAAAAGCCAGGAACCAUUUUAAUAUCAGAGAGAGAGAAGGAGCAGAUUGAAAUUGCUCUCCUGGUCAGGGAUGUAUUUACAAGUAGACGAAAGAACCUAUGUAGCCAUUUCCAUGGAUUAUGGUUUGACUAAUGGGAAAUGACACUGCUGAGUUCUCCACGGAUUGUUGCAUCCAGUUACAGUAGGACGGUCAAAUUGGUAGGUUAUCUAAACUAACUGCUUUGACUGGGUGACAUGUUUUGAUGUAUAUAUCUGGUACAAUCUCUGGCUGAACUUUUUCUACAUUUGUGUUGUCGAAGGCUUUCAUGGCCAGAAUCACUGCAUUGCUGUGAGUUUUCCGGUCUGUAUGGUCAUGUUCCAGAAGCAUUCUCUCCUGAUGUUUUGCCCACAUCUGUGGCAGGCAUCCUCAGAAGUUGUCAAACCUCACAACCUUUG
Molecule: messenger RNA, 1816 nt
Organism: Anolis sagrei ordinatus
Lineage: Eukaryota; Metazoa; Chordata; Lepidosauria; Squamata; Anolidae
Source: RefSeq, a predicted model, not a curated record